CAGCAGAUCCCACACGUCAGAAGAGCAGGGCUUGUGAGCAUUUCUGGAAUCCAGGCUCUUCUCACAGAGGGAGGGACAGAGCAAGAAGCAAACACCAUGGAGUACCUCUCAACCCCUACCUGCAGAGGGCGUGUGCCCUGGCAGGGGCUCCUGCUGGCCGGCUCACUCUUAAUUUUCUGGAGCCCGCCCAUCACUCAACAACUCACUGUUGUGUCGAUCGAUGCUACUGAAGGGGAGGAUGUGCUUCUCCGUGUCCACAAUCUGCCUGGGGAUCUUGUAGGCUACAACUGGUUCAAAGGGGAAAAUGUAGAAAAUGAAAACCGUUCCAUUGCAUCAUAUGUAAUAGGCAAUGAAUUGACUGUCCCUGGACCUGCAGGCAGCGGUCGAGAGACAAUAUACCCCAAUGGAUCCCUGCUGUUCCGGAAGGUCACCCAGGAGGACACGGGAUACUACACACUACAAGCCAUAAAAAGAAAUUUGCGGAGUGAAAGAGGAACUGGUCGGCUCCGAGUAUACCCAGAGUUACUCACACCCAACAUCACAACCAACAACUCCAACCCCGAGGAGAACAAGGACCCUGUCGUGUUAACGUGUGAACCUUGGACUCAGAACACCACCUACCUGUGGUUGAUCAACAGUCAGAGUCUCCCAGACAGCACCAGGCUGCAGCUGUCCAGCGACAACAGGACUCUCACUUUACUCCAUGUCACAAGGAAUGACACGGGACCCUAUGUGUGUGAAUCCCGGAACCCAGUGAGUGCCGGCCGCAGUGACCCAUUCACCCUGAAUGUUCUCUAUGGCCCGGAUGCACCCGUCAUUUCCCCCCCAGACUCCCACUACCCUACAGGGGCAAAUCUCAACCUCUCCUGCCAUGCAGCCUCUAACCCGCCUACACAGUAUUCCUGGUUUAUCAGUAGCAGCCCCCCGCAACCCACACAGAAGCUCUUUAUCCCCAACAUCACUGCGAAUGAUAGUGGAUCCUAUACCUGCCUCGCCCAUAACCCUCACACUGGCCUCAGUAGGACCGCGGUCAAGAUGAUCACAGUCUCUGAUGUUUCAGCAUCACAGCAUCCUGGCCUCUCAGAUGGGGCUAUUGCCGGCAUCGCGAUUGGAGGCCUCCUUGUAGUGGUCCUGGGGACCUCUCUGGGGUAUUUCCUGUACCAGAGGAGGACUAGAAAGGCCAGUGACCCUCAUGGCCUCAGAGAGCACCCACCCCCAGCAUCUACCCCUGGCCAGGGUCCCUCUGGAACCUCUGCAAUCCAGGGCCCCCCACCCGGCUCCAGGACAGCCGGCCCCAUCUACCAGGAAUUACUGCACCCAAACACAGAUGUGUACUGCCGGAUCAACCCCACAGCAGACGGGACUUCCUAGUUCCUCCAGCACCUGCUCCUUCAAGGCUGUGGGGAGGGGCAACCUGAGACCCUAGUCCUUGAGGGGUGUCAGGAACUGAAGCCUGAGCCAGAGAACCAGCUCUGAGACCUGAGUAUAUUCGGGACCUGGGCCCAAGGUUGGGGUCCCUCUUGAUUACUGGAGACCCUGGCAGGCCGCACUGAGCCCUGAUGGACCAGGAUAACGGCUCUCAUCUUCUAAAAUGUGGCCAGGCCUGUGAGCACACAGGACCACCCGAGUGAUCUGAAUAAAGGGGAUCGUCCCCUCAUUUGCUCUUUUUCUAUGAACGGGAACUCCUUUGAGCAGAAAUUCACCUGAAACUCUAGGUCCUUUCUCUCCAGGGUCACACAGGGAAAACAUCAUCUCUAAGCUACCCCAGCCCCAUCGCUGUUUCCUGGGAGAGAGGAGAGGUGUGGACACGGAGAUGGGGGACAGGCAGAGAUGAGAGGGGCUGCGGCCUGGCCAGGAGAGUGUUCGGCUGUCCUCACAUGGCCCAGGGGACCAGGCCAUGGACACCUCCCAGGUUUGCCCCUCUGCACAUGGUCACUGGGUCUCAAGAGCACAGAAUAGGGGCCAUCUCGUGUCCUCACAGAGAUGAGCAAGGAUUCUUCUCUGGGGUCAUUACCUGCACCCAUGGGCAGAGCACAUAUCCUGGGUGGGGCCCCUCUGAGUCUCCCAGUGUCCUGUGCCUGGUCUUCUGCCUCACCCAGGCCCUGGUGUCCACAACUGGUGGUCCCCAUGAAUAAACUUGCCUAUCCAGGAGGCAUGGUGCUGGGUCCUGUCCAUGAGUUUCUGCUUUGACUCAAAGGCUAGCCGACAGGACAUUUUUUUAUCUGGAGGACGC
Molecule: messenger RNA, 2233 nt
Organism: Molossus molossus (Pallas's mastiff bat)
Lineage: Eukaryota; Metazoa; Chordata; Mammalia; Chiroptera; Molossidae
Product: carcinoembryonic antigen-related cell adhesion molecule 1-like
Exons: 9
Coding region: 97-1371 (424 amino acids)
Biological process (GO): regulation of immune system process; signal transduction
Cellular component (GO): cell surface; plasma membrane
Molecular function (GO): protein tyrosine kinase binding
Source: RefSeq, a predicted model, not a curated record